Messenger RNA from Brassica napus (rape), 639 nucleotides. Its product is annotated as protein CYSTEINE-RICH TRANSMEMBRANE MODULE 3-like. The transcript is spliced from 3 exons. The record is from RefSeq and is a predicted model, not a curated record. Lineage: Eukaryota; Viridiplantae; Streptophyta; Magnoliopsida; Brassicales; Brassicaceae. Gene Ontology annotation, cellular component: plasma membrane. The coding region runs from base 222 to 437 and encodes 71 amino acids.
ACAAGAAUAGGAUGCUUCGUCUUGACACGUAAACAUUUAAUAUUAUAUGACCCAACGCGGUUCUACAAAACCGACCUUUUCUUCUUCCCUAGGCUAUAUAUUAUGUGCAUGACUCAGUUUCAAAGAAUAAUCCCAUCUCAUCUCAAUACACGCACACAAACACCUUUGCAUACGAUUUUCCCUAGCUUUUAAAAGAGAGAAACUUGUAAUUUGUUCGAAGAAUGAGUCAAUUCAGCCAAAACCAAUCUGCAGGAGCUUAUCCUACGCCGCCAGUGUCUACCGGUCCUUAUGUGGCACCGCCUCCUGCCGGUUACCCAACGAACAACACAAGUCAUGCCACGAUGGCUCCAGUCGAGACAAAGUCUAAGGGUGAUGGAUUCUUGAAAGGCUGUCUUGCGGCCAUGUGUUGCUGUUGCGUCCUCGACGCCUGCUUCUGAUUUGAGAGGAGUUCACUGGUUUAUUUGAUAGUCGUGUGGAUGAUUUAUAUUGAUUUUUAUUUUGUUCUACUAAACCAUGUUUAGGAGUCGAUUAGUUUAUAUAUCAUUUAGAUUGCCUUUCUUAUUUGUUAAUUCAUUUCUUUUAUUUAUCUUUGGUUUGUAUUGUUGAAUCUAUCAUUUAAUAAAUUGUUUUUCUUAGACA